AUGGGAGAGUUAUGGGCAAGAAAGACAAGAAGGAAAUUUAAAUGGCGAGAAUGGAGAUAUCAAGUCUUUUUUGAAGUACCAGUCUUAUAUACUGCACCACCAGGAAUCACUGUCGGCCCCCUCACUAAAUCUGACACGGAGUCAGUCAAAGAGAGUAGCAAGACCUAUCAGGACAAGGCGAUUCCAAUGGAAGUUAUUGAGAUCCAGAAACACUUUCAUCCGAUCUACAAGAUAACAGGCACAGAGAGUUCUUGCAAGCAUACCUUGGCGAAAUUCAGUAAUGACGAAGAGAAAUGGACAAACGUUCACACAGCAGAGGAUGAAGGAUGUUCAUGGGUCCUACUUCUAGAUGCUGUACAAGGGCAAGAGAAGGCUUCACGAGCAUGGGACAACGCACUCCAACAGGGACUGAGCCACACAAUCUGCUGUCUGAUCCAAAGGAAGAGACGCUGUUGGGAUUUCAUACCCCCCAAUACUACGAAACCCUUUGCAAUGACAACCAUUUGUCAUCUUAUCGAGAUUAUGUCAAUGUUGGGUCUCGUCUGGAAAGAGUUCGACAUAAAAAAGUCGUCAUUGAGCGCCGAGGGCAAUGGUUAUAUGGUCAAAAGCGAAUACGUCCCAGGCCUCGGCAUUCUGACCAGAUUUUCCCGCUUAUCGAAAGCAGAGCAUAAGGAGAACAGGAUCGUUCCCUGUGAAGAAAUCAAGCGACUUUGCUUUGGAGAAGUGUCGUCACUCUUUGACACGGUGAGGGAAAGUCUGCAGGCAAGCCCGGGUCGAUUGGAAUAUUGCCUCAAGCGCUUGCUGCCAAAACUGGGUCACGAGCAUCGAAAGCUUAUUUUGGAUAAAACUGAAGAACCACCAAGAUCACUCAUGUUCCCGAUCACUUUUGAGCUUAUUGCUAUGACCACGAAAUCUGUUCAUAUCCCGGGGUCAAAUUUCGAAGACUUCCAAAUCCUUGCAAAGACAGCAUACUCCGAUGCAGCCACUUGCCUUGCAAACGAAAAAGCUGAUAAGCACUAUUAUGCCCAGGAGGAGGAUAGACAAACCAGUAAGGACCGAGCAGCCGAGCAACAUAAUACUCGACUUCUUGUUCUGCUUGACUCUCUGCAUUUGGCUGUCGAGAUGGUCGACGAAAGGCUCAAAGGCCUGGUUGGCAAACCCCAAUUCGGUGAAGUCCUCGCUUUGCACCUUGCCGCAGUGCUAGAUCAACAAAACACACUCAACUUGGAGCUGGCGAAUGCGACCGGAGACAACCCAAAAGAGAAGAUCCUGAUCAACUUCUACCUCAACAACAUAUUCCCAGCUGCGGUGAAGGAACCGGUAGAAGCAGUCAGUGGCACGCAAACGCCGGACUCGGCGACGUCACAGUCGGCUGGUAGUGAUGAAGCCACGCUCUCUCCAGCAACAACAACAAACGAAGAAAGGAGUGCUAUCUGGUUGGGAUUGAUGUUCAAAAUGUGGUCAUGGCUGUUUCUGCAUGAUUUCAACCCUGAGGAUAAUAUGAUUGAGAGGAGCGAAUUCAAGAAUAACAGAUUGCCUAUCUAUAUUGGCUAA
Messenger RNA from Hyaloscypha bicolor E, 1554 nucleotides. RefSeq lists its product as uncharacterized. Lineage: Eukaryota; Fungi; Ascomycota; Leotiomycetes; Helotiales; Hyaloscyphaceae. The coding region runs from base 1 to 1554 and encodes 517 amino acids. The transcript is spliced from 5 exons. The record is from RefSeq and is a predicted model, not a curated record.